GUAAAGAGAGCAAAGCGCAAAAGUCUAUCAGCAGGGGACAAACACACACACACACACACACACACACACACCUCUACACACUCAGAUACAGAUUAGCGCAGGACUGUCAUACACUAAACUCUCUCUUCCUGGGAUAUGAACCCUCUCGUCCUCACCUGUCUCCUGUGCUUCGUAGUGUGCAGUGCUCUAGGUGCUCAGGCAUCUGAGGCUACUAACUCCACCGAGUUAGCCCGAGUUACUGGGGGUCCGGCCUCCGGCGAGGGCCUCCCGAGUUCGGUGGGCGACAAUGACGACCUGGAACUAGACGAGGAGCUUUCAGGAGGAGACAACGCACAUUUUAGCCUCCACGACUUGCAUCUCACCAAAGAUGAGAAGAAGAAGAGGAAGGGCAAAGGCAAGAGGAGGAACAGGCACAAGGGCAAAAGCACGACUGCUUUCAACCCCGAGCACACCCACUACACCAGCAGAUCCACGUCCACUCUGAGCACCACCGAGGAUCCCUGCACCUCCACCCACCUGGGCUACUGCAUCCACGGCUCCUGCAAGCACAUCGAGGGCCUGAAGGAGCCAGUGUGUAUAUGUUUGAAAGGCUUCGACGGACAGCGCUGUGAGAUCCAGACCUUGGAGACUCGGUCCAAACAGAGCAGCAACACUGAGCUGGUUCAGACGGUGUUAGUGAUCAUCGCUGUGGUUCUGUCAGUCAUCAGCUGCACCGCCAUCCUGCUCAUGACCUGUGCUCAUUACAGGUCUCAUAAAAACUUCCUGGCAUCUUAUCUUGGAACUGGGUCGGAGCAGGAGAAGCUGCAGAAGUCCGCCGGUGACGUUGUGGUGUGAGGGCGUCGAGUUACGAUGAGCCUGCAGCACGAUUCAAAGACGAAGCCGAACAGAGGAGUCUGAGCACCUGAGAAAGCUUUAGAGUGAACAGACGGCUUCACUUCAGUAGAUGCUAUGUAAAAAACACUGUCCAGUACCUGUUACAAUGUAAUUUAUUUAGUGUAACUAUUUAUUGCUAACAACUGUAUUUGUAUGUUGGACACCAUUAUAAUGUCUCUUAUGUGCGAAUGCUGAGCAUUCAGCUUUUUGAUGUUCUCUAGGUUUGGUUUUAUUUAUUGCACUGCUAUUGUUGUAGGUCAGAGAAACGCUCUUCAUCUCACUCUGGAAAAGGGAUGGAAUUUGAUCACCAAUAAAGUCUCUCAGUGUUAUGUGAA
Molecule: messenger RNA, 1208 nt
Organism: Amphiprion ocellaris (clown anemonefish)
Lineage: Eukaryota; Metazoa; Chordata; Actinopteri; Pomacentridae
Gene: areg
Product: amphiregulin
Exons: 6
Coding region: 136-834 (232 amino acids)
Biological process (GO): positive regulation of cell population proliferation; epidermal growth factor receptor signaling pathway; positive regulation of mitotic nuclear division
Source: RefSeq, a predicted model, not a curated record